CACGUUGUUUGUUGACAGGAAGCAUGGAAGCCAUGGAUGAUGGCCACAGCUGCGACUGUGGGAGUUCUUUCCUGGCAAUUAGGGCAUUCCUUUGUGGAAGCUGAAAGCCCUACAACAAGUAAAACAGUUAUCGACCCGGACUCGAAGGCUGCAUUCCCUCGGCACAUUCGUUCCGAAGAUGGCUCUCCUGCACGUCUUCUUGGCCUUGGAGUUCGCAAGAUCACGUUUCUCAGAGUUCAAGUCUAUGUCGUGGGACUCUAUAUGAAAGAGUCAGAUCUGGAUGACCACAACAGUCGCUUCCGUGCUAUGCCCGAGGUCCAAAAAUUCCAGCGGACAGAUCAGAUGAGUGCUGACACUGCUUUCAAAGCCAUCGUCCAAACACCUAUAGAGCUGAUCUUAAGGAUCGCUCCCGUCAAAGAAACUAAUGGCCCUCAUCUUCGAGACGGCUUCACUCGAAACUUGACUCAGGCUGCUAAAACCCAAAAAUUGAGCGAGCCCGAUAAUGAGGAGGCCAUGGAAGGCAUUAUGCAGUUUAAGAACUUAUUCCCCAAAGGCAAGAUCAGCACCAACCAGGCUCUUAUUUUCCGCAAGUCUCCUGAUGGUUCGAUGACAAUUCAACUUGAUGAUGAGGUCUUGGGAACUACACGCAAUCGCUGGGUCAUUGAAAAUUUCUUCCUUGGUUAUCUCCGGAGCGACAGUCCUAUUAGCGAAAAGGCGCGUGACAGCAUUGCUCAGGGAAUUCAAGAUCUUUUGCUGCAGUGAAUGUUACAACCACAAGGAAAAUAAAGUCACCAUUUUUUUGCCAACGG
This is a messenger RNA of Lobosporangium transversale, 809 nucleotides long. RefSeq names its product chalcone isomerase. Lineage: Eukaryota; Fungi; Mortierellomycota; Mortierellomycetes; Mortierellales; Mortierellaceae. The transcript has 4 exons. The coding region runs from base 37 to 762 and encodes 241 amino acids. The record is from RefSeq and is a predicted model, not a curated record. Gene Ontology annotation, molecular function: intramolecular lyase activity.